Rotaria sp. Silwood2 is the source of this 1038-nucleotide messenger RNA. The record is from the annotation of a GenBank genome assembly. NCBI's taxonomy places the organism in Eukaryota, Metazoa, Rotifera, Eurotatoria, Philodinida, Philodinidae.
AUGACUAGCGCUUUCUACCGUGCAUGUUGCGAUGGAGAUUUAUCGAUAGUGAAACAAUUACUUCCUACACUAUCUCUCGAGGAAAUCAAUCGAAUCGAGCCUAAUGAUUCUACCGCACUCCAUGCGGCCAGUCAUUAUGGUCAUUAUGAGAUCGUCGGACUUUUGCGGAAAAAAGGAGCGAUAUCUUGUGAUGAAGCAUCUUCACCGAAGAUCCAAGAACCAUUUUUUAUGAGCUCUUCUGCUGAUGCAACAGGUGGUCACAAAUUUGUUGCUGAAGAAGUUGCUAUCGAAUGGACGAAAGUGGGUCAUGCAGAGAUUGAGACUGCCCGGUUCAAUUAUCGAUAUUAUAUGAAAGCUGAACCUCAAAUUUCCUCCAUAGUUAAGCUCAUCCUUGAUGAAGAGGAAGUUCGGAAUGCCGAUUGGAUGCUAAAUGUUCGAUCGUAUUUCUUGAAGGCUGCCGAAGACAACGACCCAAUUCAAUUUAUUAAAGCGUACACAGCGGAAGGCACAGAGAAAAAAGAACAAUUUUACCGCCAUCUCAAUAGAAAGCUAGCCCAAGACUCUCUUCAUUGGGCUAGUGAUACACCAAAGUCCAUUUGGCAUCGUUUAUUUACAGCCCAAGUCGUCAAAGAUCCUCGUCUAAAUAAAAUAGAUAAUUGGAGAGGUAAAUGUUAUCGCAGUAUGUGGAUAACGAAAGAAGAACUGGAUGAUUAUGUCGUCAACACGGUUGUUAUCAAUAAAGGAUUCCUUUCCACGUCUCGAUCACGCUGUGUGGCCGAGAAAUUUAUGAGAAUGAGACGAAAACAGGCCUUAGAAGAAGGCAAAUUGCCUGUCUUAUCUACGUACAUUAUAAAAUGGCCUCAAAAAGCGUUGAACGUAGGUGCCCAUUCUCGUGUACCUACAGAAGAAGAAAUUCUUAUUGUUCCUCAUCGAACUGCAUUUCGCGUGCAACAAAUACGUAUUCCCGCCAACCUACCGGAGUCUCCCAUCGAAAUAACACUCAAACGCUAUUUUCACACAACUAUAUUUUCCGCUUAA